Messenger RNA from Hypomesus transpacificus, 2229 nucleotides. RefSeq names its product neutrophil cytosolic factor 2 (gene ncf2). Lineage: Eukaryota; Metazoa; Chordata; Actinopteri; Osmeriformes; Osmeridae. The record is from RefSeq and is a predicted model, not a curated record. Bases 85 to 1590 code for a protein of 501 amino acids. Gene Ontology annotation, cellular component: NADPH oxidase complex. The transcript is spliced from 16 exons. Gene Ontology annotation, biological process: phagocytosis; respiratory burst; superoxide anion generation. Gene Ontology annotation, molecular function: superoxide-generating NADPH oxidase activator activity; protein binding.
AACUGUGGUGAAAUGUGACAGACGGUAUAAAAAGAAAGGUUUUCCUCGACUUCCUCUGUCAGCGCAUAAUCUGUGAAUCUCACCAUGUCAUUUGUGGAUACUCUACGACAGUGGGACAAAGCAGUAGCUUUGGUAACCAGUGGGGACUUAACAACUGCACUAACAGUUUUUAUGGACAUUCAGGAUAAGAACUCAAAAAUCUCAUUUAACAUUGGUUGUCUCCAUUUGAUCAACAAUGACCUAGCCGCUGCUGAGAAGGCAUUUGACUGUAGCAUACGCAAGGAUGAACAUCUUGCCAUUGCCUUCUUUCAAAGAGGAAUAACAUUCUACAAAAAUGGCAGAUUUGAGGAGUCUUUUGCAGAUUUCCAACUUGCCUUUAAAAAGCUGAGGGGGAACCAACUCAUAGAUUACAAACCUCUUGGCCUUAGAUACAAGUUAUAUGCUUGUGAGGUUCUACACAACAUGGCUCUGACCCAUGCACAUUUGGGACAGUGGGAGAAAGCUCAAGAAAACCUUGUGAGUGCACUGAAUCUGAGAACAGAAGCCAAGCUCAUCCACAUAGACAAGGCUCUGGAAUGCAUACUGAAGCAGAAGCUUUUUCAGCCUGUUGAAGUUCCUAAGAACGUUCUCUUCAGACCCAACCAGAACUAUGUUGCUGAGCUGGAAAAGAAGGACUAUCUGGGCAAGGCCAAGGUUGUUUCCUCCAUUGUGUUUGAGGACGAGUUUUCAGGAUUUGCUCCACUGCAGCCACUGGUGGAAGAUGCUCCUGUUGCUCCAAAACCACCAGAGGUUCUAAGGGCUCUGGAAGGAGAAGCCCACACUGUCUUGUUUAAGUUUGUACCUGAGACAAGUGAUGAGCUAGCUGUGGUACCCGGCAACGUAGUAUUUGUGCUCCAGAAAGGGGCUGAUAACUGGGCCUCGGUCAUUUUCAAUGAGAGACGGGGACUAGUUCCCUACAAUUACCUGGAGCGUCUUGAAAUGAACUUAUCACCUAAACAAGCCCCGAAUGGUAUUGAUGAUCAAAUCCCAGGACCUCCCAGAAGGGAACCACCAAGCAGACCUAAGAGAGAACCUGCUUCUUGGGCUCCAGAGAAUCAGACUAUAGAUCACCCAGACUCUGAGGUUGGUGUGUCCCAGGAAGAUGACGAGUGCACAGUGAAAGUGCACUUCACGUACACAUUCACAAUCAGCGUGGAACGAGGCGCGUCAUACACCUCACUUGUUGAAAAAAUUGCAAGCAAACUGCAACUUCCUGUAACAUCCAUAACCCUGAGCUAUUCCCUUAUGAGAAAAAAAAGGGCAAUUAGUCAGGACACACAGAUGGAAGAUGUUUGGAGUCAAGUCAAGGAUGGUCAUCUCACCCUAUGGUGUACCCUCCAGGAGGACAUGAGUGAACAUACAUUGCUGGCAGCUGUUCAUUCUUUUGAAUCUUCAAACCCUGAAGAUCUUACUUUCUAUAAAGGGGACACCAUCAUACUUCUUGGUAAAGUCAACGAAGACUGGUUUGAAGGGCAAUGCAAAGGCAAGAUAGGCAUAUUUCCAUCAGCCUUUGUGAAAGAAGCACCUCUGAAAUCAAGUCAAGGGGAGUAAUCAGCUGAACCAUGGAGCCUUCGUCACUGGUGUCUUUCCCAGUUUCUGCUCCAAGCCCUGCCAGCUACGACCCACCAGGAAUGAGGCUGAAAUUGACACAGGCACCAUCAAAUGCAUUUUAAUGUUGGGUCAUUUCACCAUUUUGAAUUAUUUGAGGAACUCCUACUUUUUUUUCAGGUUACAAUAACACAUUUAAUUGCAUAUGGACUAGUAAUUUUUGCUAUGAGCCCAACUAGUUUGUGAUCACCUAAAAGGAUUGACGUUUCUGACCAAUACUCUUUGGAUUGUUCUCAUGCCUAAAAAGGUGGCAUGCUAACCGGAUUCUCUUACAUAUAUGAGUUGAUAUAUUCUUUUUUUCCCCCUGCAGCAUUUCUUAAAUAUUUUUAUUUCUGUUAAUUCUGUUGUGUGUUAAUGCUAUUAUGUCAGCUUUAGUUUGCUUUGCUAAUGUCAUUAUGUUCUGUACCUUAGGGAUGUAUCUGCAACACUCACAGUAAUUGAAAAAACAAGAUGAAUGCUUAAAAUAUUCAGUGCCUUGUUUGGAGUCAUUUGUGUGUCCAGAGACUGUACUGAGAAUGGUUUGUGACGUACCAGCUGUGGUAGUGUUUGCCAUAGUAAGCGUCUGGUUCCUCAGCAUGACAG